Prorocentrum cordatum is the source of this 885-nucleotide messenger RNA. Lineage: Eukaryota; Dinophyceae; Prorocentrales; Prorocentraceae. The record is from the annotation of a GenBank genome assembly.
AUGGACGUUGAGGUCGCCGGGGUCGUCCGCGACGCGGAGGGCGUUUGCUUCGGCGAGGCGGGCGGCUCAUCAGUCGAGGUCUCGCCGGAGCUGCACACGCGGGGGGAGUUCGAGCAGGAAGUGGACAGGAGCUUCAGCCGCCGCGUGCGGGACGACCUCAUUGACAUCGAGGUCGUCGGGAUUGUCCGCGACGCGGAGGGCGUUGGCGUCGGCGAGGCUGGCGACUCGUCAGUCGAGGACUCGUCGGAGUUGCACGCGCGGGAGGAGUACGAGCAGGAUGACGCCGAUGGCGAGUUGGCGAGCGGCUCCUUCGGCCCGCAGUCGGAGGCCGAGGCGGAUGCCAAGCCCAGCGGCCUCGUGUUCGGCAUCUUGGAGGGACUCGACCUCUCCAUGGUCCACUACGUCGACGCCUGCUACGAGCUACCCAGCGGGGCGAUAUCCGUACACCUGGAGGUCAUGGGAGUUGCGCGGUCGCCCUGGACUGGUGGUGGGGCGCAGGCCUUCGCACGCGGUUACGUGGAGGGGAAUCGGACACGCAGUUUCGACUCUGGAGGUGGCUGCGCGACGGCCACCCGCACGCGGGAGCGCCGGGCCGAGAAGCUCGGGGAGGACGCGUGCGCGGACGUGGAGGCUGGAUCCAGCGGCCCUGGCCUGCCGCGGCGCGUGGGCGCUGGUGCGGAGCCUGGGCCAGGCGCGGUGGCGGCGCCGAGCUCGAGCCAGGCCAGUGGCGUGGGGCUCAUCCUUCCUCCGCUCGCGAGCGUGGCCAGGGCCCGCGGCUUCGCGAGCGUGGAGGCUGCGCGGGCGCGAGGGCGCGAGGCCCGCGCCGAGCGCGCGGCGGCGGCGCGCGGGGAGGGGGGGCCCCAGGAGGACGAGCCAGUGCCUUGA